AUUGUGACAUUAUCUGUGCAACUUUUCAUUCGUCGUCGCUGACGGUCGAAUAUUUGUUGUUAUUUUUAUUUUCUACUUUUUUUCUGUGUAGAAUUUAUGUAAAAAUAUCUGUGAAAUUGGUUUCACUAUGUCUGAAGAUAAUUUAACUAUGAGUGAUAACUCAGACAUCGAGGAAGGCGGGAAUGCUGAGCUUCGUGGAUAUCUGAGUAAAUGGACAAACUAUAUCCACGGUUGGCAGGACAGGUUUAUUGUUUUGAAGGAUUCAACUUUAUCCUAUUACAAAAGCGAAUUAGAGAGCAAUCUUGGAUGUCGCGGUGCCUUAUGUCUGAAAAAAGCCAAAGUUAAGCCCCAUGAGUUUGACGAUUGUCGUUUUGAUGUUUCCGUCAGUGAUUGCGUGUGGUACUUGCGAGCUUCGAAUCCCGAGGAGAAACAGCAAUGGAUUGAUGUUUUGGAGUCAUUUAAAGUGGAGUCGGGAUAUGGCACAAGCUCAGACAGCAGUUCCAACGGCGGCGGUUUGCGGCGUCACGGGUCCGUCACAUCCUUACAGUCAACGGGUUCUCAUGGACGCACAUCGCGCCGGCUGGCCGAAAAGAUAGCCGAACUGGACACAUAUGGCGAACUACUUUCAAAACAGUCGACACAACUGCAACAGUACUUUGACAUGUGCGUGGCCAAGCUACCGGAAAUCGGAGACGACGUGACCGAAGCUAUCGACGCUGUUGAGUUGGCUGAUGGUAACCCGCUUAGCCUCCACGCAGGCGAAGUGCGCGCGACGAGCACGUCGUUCAAGGCGACGGUGGGCGCGACGCUGAGCACGCUGCAGCACUGCGCCUCGCUCAUGCGCCGCCGCGAGCGCCAGGCGCGCCAGGCCGAGGAGCUGUACAUGGCUUUGAAGAACCAACUAACAGAAGCAAGGUUGGCGUCAAAACCAGGGCCUGAUCACGAGGAGGGACCGCACUCUACUUUGCCCGACGAUGAGUUCUACGAUGCCGUGGAGACAGGAUUUGACAAAAUGGAAGAAGAGCGGUGCGCCCGCGUGGUGUCACCUACCGUACACACGCGAGACCAAGUCGACCUACCGCCCCCUGCUAUUGAUAACCGGCUCACCGUGCACCCGCUGUGGACUGAGAUCGACAGGAUAUCGACGGAGCAGAUUCAAGCCGCGUUCGAGGACGUCGGAGGCGGCAAUGGUUGGCAGUUAUUCGCUGAAGAAGGCGACAUGAGGAUGUACAGGAGAGAGGUAGAAGUGGACGGGAUGGUGAUGGAUCCCUUGAAGGCGAUGCACAAAGUGCGCGGAGUGUCGGCGCGCGAGAUGUGUCACUACUUCUUCAACCCCCGCUACCGGUACGAGUGGGAAACGACACUAGAGAACAUGAACAUAGUGGAGGAAAUAUCGUCAGACGCGAUGGUGUUCCACCAGACGUUCAAGCGCAUCUGGCCCGUUUCUCAACGUGACGCGCUCUUCUGGUCGCACGUGCGAGCCUCCGACGACGACACGUAUGCGGUCAUCAACCAUUCCACCACCAACCCCGACUAUCCGGCCAACGCCAGCGGCUGCAUCCGUCUGUUCGUGACGGUGUGCCUGGCGUGCCGGAGCACGUACCCCGCGGGCGAGCAGCCCACCCGCGAGAACAUCACCACCAGCAUCGCCUACUGCAGCACAGUGAACCCCGGGGGCUGGGCGCCGGCGGGCGUGCUGCGCGCCGUGUAUAAGCGCGAGUACCCGAAGUUCCUGAAGCGCUUCACCGGCUACGUGGUCGACCAGUGCCGGGGCAAGCCGCUCGCCAUCUAGCGUCCGCUGACCGCUCACACACCCCAGCCAGGGAACUGUCACGUGACUUCCGACUGUGACCCGAGUGGACUGUAUGUUAAUCAAUGCUACGAGUACAUGUCGUGUGACACUUGCGUACCCGGAGAUUUCAACAAUCAAAAGCUGUUAGAGACGCGUUCACAAAGUUUUCGGCUCGCGGUGAAACUAACACCCGUGUUUUAGAACGAAGAGUUCGAACUGUGGCCGGCGAUAAGAUUAAUAUGAACGCGCUCUAAUGUCUUCGGUGUUUACUUGUCAUAAAAAAGCAUCGACAAAGACCUACGUCUGAAUAAUACAAAUGUCUUCUGCUUUAAAAUGAAGUGACCACGUAUUAUGCACAUACAUUAUACAGAUAUUGUUUUUAUUUUAUCGUCGAGCUCUUCCUCCGAACUGAAAUCUUUCAAGGUAUUUUUGAGAUUUAUGACUGGUUUAGGCUACGAACUUUACGUAAAUAUAAUGUUGGGAAAAAAUACAUUAGUCGUCAACACAAUUCCCAACGGUCUUACGUUAUGUAGUAUAUCAAGUGUAUGGUUCAUUGAAGGGAUCAACGGCCGUUACAUGCGGCAUGUGAGGUAAAUUCCUAUUUGUAUUAUAUGCACGUAGAUAUAGUCAACAAAAACAAAAUAACUAUAGUAGACGUACACUGUUGAAGAUUAAAUAUUGACGUAGUUUUGCUAGCAGACAUAGACGAAAGAAAAAUAUAAUUUAUGCCGCGUGAAUGGCAAACGUGCUAGGGGUAGGAUUCGUAUGAGAUGGUUGAACGCUAUAAAGAGGUCGGCUGGUGGCAGUCUGCACCGUGCAGUCCUUGUGACCGCUCAAAAUUGAGACAAAUCACAGAUGGUCGCCAUCCUCAGCAAUGAGGCAACGAGCAAGAAAAUGGUGUUGCAAGGCGCUGUACUUUUUGUGACAUAAAAAUUACCAAAUUAUAGCACGAAGACAAUUUAGUUACCACGACCGUACGACUACCCGGCUGCGCCAUCUAGUUCAGAAUGACUUCAGAUAUUGAAGCCACUACACGUUUUCUUCGACUGUUUACGUCCACUAUAGUUAAAUUUUGUAUGUAAUCAGGUUAGAUCAUUAUUUAAUUGUUGUAAAUUGUAAAGGUGUUAUGUGUGUCGCACAUGGGUGUAGUCAGUUGAGAUUUUCUCGGUUUUCGUCGGUUUAGUGUGAUGACAUGAUGAGUUACAGAUCAGUUCAUUUACAUUCGAUCGAAAUCACCGGGCUGUCAAAUGGGCCCUCACACAAGGAACAGUUUGUUUACUAAUUUGGCCAUUCUAAAAGAUUUUUUCUGCUAUAUACCGCAGAGGUUUCAGGCACCGAGGUUUGAACCCACGAUAUUUGACCACCACACACACAUAUGAAAGGUUAAAUAAUCGCAAAUUAAUCAAAAACGUGAGUGGUUUGAAUGUAAAUGAACAGGAGUGUACACUCAGUUUGUUGUACCUGAUUAUCGCACAACUCGUCCGGCGAUCAGUCUUGAUAAUGAUCUCGUUUUAGGAUUGCGACGCGCAUUUUUAAGGCCAGAUUUUAUAAAGGUCCUUUAGAUCACUUAGAUGUAUGUCAGCAAGUGAAGUAAAAAAUGUACUGAUUAUUUGAUUUAUCAUAAGCCUUAAUAGAUAAGGGAUCCUUAUAAAACCGAGGCUUAUACUACUUAUCUAUGGAUUUAUGUUAUAUAAAUGUUAACUGAAAUUUCGUGUAGGGACUAUACUAAACGCAAACCAACCUGAUGACCGGUGUCGUAAAACUUCUCAUUCACAUUUGCAUGGACAUAGCAGCAGUGAAAGAGGCAGUAAUAAAUAUGGCCGCGGUCGUCAGUUUGGUUUGCGUAUAGUACAGUGUGUUCCCAUGUACGUUCUCCGUGUUGUAUAAGAAACGUACUUGUUCGAAAAAUGUUUCCUCAGCAAUACUGGUCAUUAGCAUACCUUAUGUCUUUGCGAUAAGGUUUACGAUUUAUCAGUUAACUGCGUGCCUAACCUAUCGGUACAGUACAUCUCUUAUAGGCACUACUUUAAUAAUAAUUUGCGCAGGACGGAGAAAAUUUAAAGAACCUCGAUAAUAAAAAGUAAGAAUUACCGCUUAAUUUUUUUUAAUGCAACGACCGUCGUUUCGUAUUCAGAAACUACAUUAUUUAGUUUUAUUCGUUUUCGUGGUGUAAUAUUAUUCCAACGAGUAAAAUAUAUGUAUAUUAUCGUCAUGUUUAAGAUUACAGCGAAUAUGAACAGCGCAAGCUAACUGUACCAGCAUUAUGAACUGUCACUCUUCCAAUCACUAAUCAAACCAGAAUACUGAAUGUAGUUUCAAUUGAUGAUAUGAAUGAUGAUUCCAUGCUGCUUUUACUAUUAUAAUUGAGCACUGACGCAAAGGACGCAAAGCGCUAAAACCCGAGUCAAUACAAUUAAGAAAAGCUAACAGGUUUUACAUUUUAAAUUUACGAACGUAAUUUGUCCAAAUAAAGGCAAUUAUUGAAAUUAUUGAAUGCCAAAUUCCACGAAGUACGAGUAUCCAUGUAUUUUAUAUUAAUAGAUGCUUAUACAUCUGGGCUGGAAACUCAAAGGGAUUAUUGUUAUACCAUAAAUGUUGAAACUAUGAAUGUUUUUGCAUAUAAAUAAUAUUUUAAAGGCACCAUUACAUGUAAAUAAAGAAUGAUACAUACCAAGGGAUUACCCACCUCUCGAUAGCUUUCUCCUUCAUUCAGAUGACACUGGCGGUAACAUGGGCAACUAUAAUAGUUGAAUCCUUAUCAACUGAAUUUAUGUUUUUGAAGUAUAGUCAUACUUCGAAAACUUAAAUUCAGUUGUUGUAUAAAUAAUGAUGCCUUUUUACAUGAUGACGUACGUUAUACCUUAUUUAAGUAGGUAUUCGGUUAAUUCCUUAUAUUGUUAUCAUAGUGGUUCUUUGUAAUUAUGAAACAUACUUUUUGAAGUUACAUAUUAUUUCCAUUCCAGUUGUUUGACGCUGAUAUUGUACAGGAUUUCAUGUAAAUUAAAUCCCGGUUAUAACAAAAUAUUACGGGAUAAUAUAUAAAUUGCAUUUAUAAUAUAUAACGCGAUGUUGGAAUUGUAAUAAGUUAUAUAAUGUAUAAAUAUGUUUUUUAAUUAUUGUUUGUAAUAAAAUGUUUUAUUAUCGAAAAA
This is a messenger RNA of Cydia strobilella, 4941 nucleotides long. RefSeq names its product ceramide transfer protein (gene cert). NCBI's taxonomy places the organism in Eukaryota, Metazoa, Arthropoda, Insecta, Lepidoptera, Tortricidae. Bases 128 to 1792 code for a protein of 554 amino acids. Gene Ontology annotation, biological process: ER to Golgi ceramide transport. Gene Ontology annotation, molecular function: lipid binding. The transcript has 12 exons. The record is from RefSeq and is a predicted model, not a curated record.